This is a messenger RNA of Gadus macrocephalus (Pacific cod), 2594 nucleotides long. RefSeq names its product POU class 4 homeobox 1 (gene pou4f1). Bases 319 to 1443 code for a protein of 374 amino acids. Lineage: Eukaryota; Metazoa; Chordata; Actinopteri; Gadiformes; Gadidae. Gene Ontology annotation, biological process: regulation of transcription by RNA polymerase II. Gene Ontology annotation, molecular function: RNA polymerase II cis-regulatory region sequence-specific DNA binding; DNA-binding transcription factor activity, RNA polymerase II-specific. The record is from RefSeq and is a predicted model, not a curated record. The transcript has 2 exons.
UACUGGCCGCCCUGCUGUGGCUUGUCUGUCCUUCAUGCAGCCCGCAACAUCUCGCGAGAACCAAGCCGAGGCAUGACGAGAUGAGGGGCUCAGGUGUAGGAGCGUGUCGCGGGACCGGGUCAGUGUGUGUGAGAGACUGCAGGCAUCUCACAUCAUCUCCUCCCACUAUUGCCAGCUACACACCACCACCACCACAACACUCAAUCAGAGGAGGAGGAGGAGGACCGCUGCGUCUCUAUGGUGAUAUCCUCCUUAGCGCGAGCAGCUCGUUCUCCCCCUUCUUCCCGCGCGCUUUAGUUUGGAGAAGCCCGCGCCAAGAUGAUGUCCAUGAACAGCAAGCAGACGCACUUCGGGAUGCACCCGUCGCUCCCGGAGCAUAAGUACACCACCCUGCAUUCCAGCUCCGAGGCCAUCCGCAGGGCGUGCCUACAGACCCCGCAGCUGCAGAGUAACAUCUUCGCCAGUCUAGAUGAGACGCUGCUGGCUCGCGCGGAGGCUCUCGCGGCCGUGGACAUCGCCGUGUCGCAGGGCAAGACGCAUCCCUUCAAACCGGACGCCACCUACCACACCAUGAACACUGUCCCGUGCUCCUCCAACUCCACCGUGCCGCUGGCCCACCACCACCACCACCACCAUCACCACCACCACCCGAACCACCUCGACCCCCCGCCGGACAUCAUGGACCACCUCAGCUCGCCCUCUCUCGCGCUCAUGAGCGGCGGGCACGACGGGUCCGGUGGUGGCGGCGGAGGAGGAGGUGGUGGAGGUGGUGGAGGUGGAGGAGGUGGGGGUCUGCUCUCUUCCUCGGCCCACGCACACUCCCACAUGCACGGCUUGACUCACCUGUCUCACCACCAGGCCGCUAUGAGCAUGAGCUCCCCCCUCACCCAUCACCACCACGGCCUCCUCCCGGGACACCACGGCGGUGGCCUGGGUAAUAACGGACUUCCAUCCAUCAACGAGUCGGACACGGACCCGCGGGAGCUGGAGGCCUUCGCAGAGCGCUUCAAGCAGCGGAGGAUCAAGCUGGGCGUGACCCAGGCGGACGUGGGGGGCGCGCUGGCCAACCUGAAGAUCCCGGGCGUUGGGUCGCUCAGCCAGAGCACCAUUUGCCGCUUCGAGUCGCUCACGCUGUCCCACAACAACAUGAUCGCGCUGAAGCCUAUCCUGCAGGCCUGGCUCGAGGAGGCGGAGGGCGCCCAGCGGGAGAAGAUGAGCAAACCGGACAUUUUUAACGGCGGGGAGAAGAAGCGGAAGAGGACGUCGAUCGCCGCUCCAGAGAAGCGGUCUCUGGAGGCGUACUUCGCCGUCCAGCCAAGGCCCUCGUCGGAGAAGAUCGCGGCGAUCGCGGAGAAGCUGGACCUGAAGAAGAACGUGGUGCGGGUCUGGUUCUGCAACCAGAGACAGAAACAGAAACGCUUAAAGUUCUCCGCUGCGCACUGACGGAGUUUUGGAGUUUUUUCUGGGAGACUGAAUUUGGGGACCAAGGAACAAUUUCACACCACGUUCAGUCUUUUAUCUCCGACCAAUUUUGACAAUGUGGCGUCCAAUGGGCUUUAGAGAUGUCCGUUCUGUCUGGUUUAUCUGGAUCUAUGGGGAUAUAUCUUCAUAUAUAUCUGCAUACAUCUGCUUUAUUUUCACGUUAUUGGUGAAUGUGAAUAUGGGAAUAGCAGCGGACAAGAGGAGAGAGGUAAAGUAUUUCCCCUCUCAUGAUCUGAAGUUUAUAGCCAUUAACAAUUUACCUCAUUCAUUGUUGUUCUGUGUUCCGUUGCUGUUUUUUUAUUCUUGUCGUUGUUGUUGUUGUUGUUGAAUUAUUUAUGAGGCUGUUCAUUUAUUCAUCCGUUCGUUUGUUAUGCUUUUAGAGGUUUGUGUAAAUUCAAAUUAAGUUGCGAAACCGAUGGCUGUACAUGAACAACGUUUGUGGGCCUGCAUGGAGAACAAACUGACAGACAACGACCACAUAGGCUAGCCUAUAUAUAGAUUUAUUAUUUUGAACUUGCACAGAAAUGGAAUCGUUAUUGCGAAAUGGUUUUGUAUAUAAAAAAUAAUAUCACUUUAUCACUUCUACAGAAGUAGGCCUAAUGUCCUUCGUUUGGAAAUAAUUUAUGGUCGGGCCUUUUUUUCUAGCGACGUGAUUUGGCUUUCACCUAAAAAGUAAAACGUUUCAGAAGCACGACAGUAAUGUGGAUCCUGCAAAUGAUUAUUGAUAAUGGUUCAUGAUAAUGACAAGGCCUACUUAUAAAUGGAUAGGGGAACGGAAGGUUUUUAUUGGUGUGUUCAGUUUGCCGUGCAAACACUAUGCAUUAAGAUGCUCCCCGGGUGCACCAGAAUGAAGGAGUUUUAAAUGUUUUCACCUCAAUGAUGUCUGCGUGUUGAUUGUUCAGUAAAACCAACUCUACUUUGUGCACAAACAUGUUUACAAGCUGCGGCCACGUGCGCCUCCUCCUCUUCCUCUUCCUCCUCACCUCUUUUCACGUCUUCCUUCUCCCCUUCCUCACCUCUCUCUCUCUCUCUCUCCCUCUCCUCUGUCAGCCAAACUAAUCCGGGAAGUGUUCUCAUGAAGUCUUCUCAUAAAUAAAUGAAUCCAACAUGUA